Messenger RNA from Daphnia pulicaria, 2704 nucleotides. Its product is annotated as chorion peroxidase-like. The transcript has 16 exons. Gene Ontology annotation, biological process: response to oxidative stress. The coding region runs from base 91 to 2547 and encodes 818 amino acids. The record is from RefSeq and is a predicted model, not a curated record. Lineage: Eukaryota; Metazoa; Arthropoda; Branchiopoda; Diplostraca; Daphniidae. Gene Ontology annotation, molecular function: peroxidase activity; heme binding.
UGGCCUCAGGCUUCCCAUCAAAAGUAUUAUAAUUUGAUGUGAGCGCCCAUUAAAUUUUAGUCAUUCAGCGAGAGGCUUCGCUGCAACAUCAUGCCUCUCUCACCUAGAUUAAAUUCUUUCAUGUGGUUGCCACUUUCGUGUUUAUUCGUUCUCCUACCAGUGGUAAUAUGCCAAUAUCAAUACUUCCAGUAUAGUCCUGUUUAUUCAGCUCCAUUAGUGUCCACUCGACCGGAUCUUUCUUACGUAUUCAACUAUCCCUACAACGUGUUACGUACUCCCGGAGGGGAACCAUGGUGUCCCGCCGCGUCUGCUAAUCAACCACCUUUGUUUCAAUGCAAACCUGCCAUUCGCUGUUCACCUUGGUUCAUUGAAUUGCUCUACAAUCCUUGGUGGUGUACGGCAGCAGAUGGAAGUUUCGGAGCUUGUUGUCCGGACAUUCUCAAGACAACAUCUUCUGUCGCACGAUUCCCCGAGUCGAGUAAGUUGACAGCUAUGCCCAGAGACAUUACCAAAGACGAGAUGAAUCGUGCUGUUACGGUAGCUCGCCAGCACGUGGAAGAGAUUAGUGCUUUCGAAUGGCAGGCUUGGACUAACAUGCUAGCUCCCUGGCAAAAUUCUGCGGCCUACAGCUACAGUGCUACCACCUAUGCCUCUCUUAUAGGCCAGCAGGAAGGAUGGAAAGGACUUCAAUCGGUGGAAGCGUCAAGAAAGUUGGCCAAUACGUUGAAACUGGAACCUAAAUAUGCCGGGUUCGCACUGCAACACUUGUGUGUUAAGGAGACGGCUCUUUCGUCCAUUUGCCGUGCACAACCUGCUUGCAAUGCAUCUGCUCUUUACAGAACAUACGACGCUUCAUGCAACAAUCUUGCUUACCCCAACUGGGGCAGAUCAAAUUCGCCUUUGGAACGCAUCUUACCUCCCCAAUACGCAGAUGGUAUUUGGGCGCCCCGUGAAUGGCCGGGACUACCUCCAGUUGACACGGUCAGCCGCAUCGUUCAAGACGUCGACUAUCCCGACAAUCAACUGACGAUUACUGUGAUGCACUGGGGCCAACUUGUUGCUCACGAUAUUACUCACGUUCCUACUUACCGUACAUUGAACAAUUCGGCGAUUCAGUGUUGCACGGGUGACGGCAAGUACUUGUCACCUGAGCGAACUCACCCACUUUGCUUCCCUAUCGACGUGGACCACGAUAACGAAUUCUACAGUCAAUUUGGCGUUAGCUGUCACGAUUUCGUCCGUUCUGUCGUCGCCCCUCGGGAAGAUUGCAAAUUCGGUUAUGCCGACCAGCUCAACCAAAAUACGGCCUAUCUCGACGCUUCCGUCAUUUACGGCUCGACUGAAAAAGUUGCCCGAUCUCUGCGGGAGUAUGCGGGUGGACGGAUGCGCGUUACCGUCAUCGGUGGAGACUAUGUUGUUUUACCAGUUGAUCCCGAACGAAAGGACUGUAUUUCCGACGAAUACGGGAGCCAAUGCUUUGUCGCAGGUGAUCAACGAGUUAACCAGUACACUGGCCUGACAGUCUUGCACAUCGUUUGGCUUCGUUUACAUAACAAGUAUGCUAACCAGCUGGCUUUGAUUAACCCCAAAUGGGAUGAUGAACAACUUUACCAGGAAACCAAGAAAAUCGUCUCAGCAUUGGUUCAACAUAUCACCUACAACGAAUAUCUGCCCUCUGUUUUGGGACCCAAUUUAAUGGAAGAAUACGGCCUCCUCCCUCUCUCAACUGGUUACACUUACACAUACGAUCCCGCUGUCAAGGCUCAAAUAACAAAUGAGUUUACUACUGCUGCAUUCCGUUACGGACAUUCUCUCAUUCGCAACUAUAACGAACUAUGGUUAGAUGAUACCUAUUCCCACUACGGCGGCGAAUUGUAUCUGAAAGAUUGGUUUAACAAUCCUAAAGUACUGUUCGAUCCUGUCAUUUUCAACGCGCUUCUCCGACAUUUCAUUACCGGAACUGCCCAGAACUUUGAUGAGAACGUCGCCGAUGCUGUACAUCAUUACCUUUUCAAAUCACCAUAUCAAAGCUGGGGUUUGGAUUUAAUCGGUGCAAACUUGUGGCGUGGAAGGGAUCAUGGAAUUGCCGGUUACAAUUUCUACUUGGAAGCUUGUGGAAGCAAACGAGCUGCUAAUUUUGACGAACUGCUAGCUUUCAUGCGUCCUACGGUGGUGGAGAAGAUCAAAUACUUGUACAAAAGCGUCGACGACGUGGACUUGUUUGUCGGUGUACUUGGGGAAUGGUCUAUUAAGGGAGGAAUAGUCGGCCCAGUAACUUCGUGCAUCAUGGCUGAUCAAUUUGCUAGGCUAAAGGACGGUGAUCGGUUCUUCUACGAGAAUGGAAAACAACCUCAUUCGUUUACUCCAGGCCAACUGGAUUCUAUUCGGUCUAUGAGUUUGGCCAGGGUACUGUGCGACACAUCCGACACCGUGGACUGGAUGACCCACAACGUGUUUUGGACUCCAUCCCCAAUGAAUCCAUGGCUGCCUUGUUAUGGAAAGGAUAUCCCUCACCUGGAUCUGAACUUAUGGAAAUCUUCCUACUAAACACGUAUUUGCUUUAUUUUGAUUCUAUUAAAGAAAUUUUGUUUUUAACUGCCCACAUUCAAUUGAAUGUUUGUUAUACCUACUGGUAGUGGUGGUCACAACUGUUGUAUUACUGAAAAUUGUGUCUUAAUUUAUUAAAUUAUUGGGGUAUUGUUUA